Molecule: messenger RNA, 7236 nt
Organism: Pygocentrus nattereri (red-bellied piranha)
Lineage: Eukaryota; Metazoa; Chordata; Actinopteri; Characiformes; Serrasalmidae
Gene: tnfsf10l
Product: TNF superfamily member 10, like
Exons: 5
Coding region: 133-1065 (310 amino acids)
Biological process (GO): immune response
Cellular component (GO): membrane
Molecular function (GO): tumor necrosis factor receptor binding
Source: RefSeq, a predicted model, not a curated record
UCCUCCCACGCCGCGCUCAAUGGAUACGGAGUUUACUCACACUCCCUGAUUUCACUUCUUCGGUCCCGCUCCGUCGCUGUUUUUGUCUUUGUGUGAGUUUUUUUCCUGCUCCACUCACGACCUAGGAAUGCCAUGGCCACUCAGAACAACCAGGAUUACUUCAGGUCGGUCAGCAGCGAGUCCACCACUUACAUGAUGGUGCCGGCGAACACCCGAAGAGAGUCGCCGUCCAAACUGUGGAUUGCCAUGGUGGUGAUCGUGGUGGUGGUCCUGCAGAUAGCCUCCACCACGGGACUCUUCGUCUACCUAAACAUGUCCUUAUCCCACGUGAAGAGCCAGGGAGUAACAGAGGAACUGCGAUGCCUGGGAUUGCUCAAUGCCCUGGACAAAAACAGGGACAUCCCCGAGGAUCUGGCCCAGCUGUUCGGAGAACCCUGCAUUAAACUGGCUGAAGGCAUCAAGGCCUACAUCUCAAAGGUCACAGAGAAUAUCAUCUCCAAACACACAUUACAAGAAGCAAGAACCAUGCCACGCACUUACAACACAACAGGGUCAAAAUUUGUGACACAGAGGCCGUCAGCCCACCUAACCCUCAGCAGCCUACAAGGUAUAACCCCUCUGUAUCCCAACCCCCAGCCAGACCUGCACCAGUCCUGCCGCCACCCUGUGCGCUCCUGGGCCAACCAGAGCUUUGGGGCGCACCUCCACAACAUGACGCUGGCCAACGGGCGUCUACGUGUGCCUCAGGACGGCCGCUACUACCUGUACGCUCAAGUGUACUUCCGCUAUCCAUCGCCCAGUGAGGGCGAGCAGCACAGCACCAGCCACCAGCUGGUCCAGUGCAUCUAUAAGAAGACCUCCUACCUGAGGCCCAUCCAGCUGCUGAAGGGUGUGGGCACCAAAUGCUGGGCACCGGAUGCUGAGUACGCCCUGCACUCAGUGUACCAGGGGGGUCUGUUUGAGCUCCGUGCUGGGGACGAGGUGUUUGUGUCCGUUUCUUCUCCAUCCAUGGUGCAUGGGGAGGACUCCUCCAGCUACUUCGGAGCUUUCCGUCUGGACCUGUGAAGGGUAAAUUAAAAAGACUGCUCCAAGACUACAUUACCCACAAGGCACUGGGAGGAUUUUUUUUUUUCUUUUUUUUUUAAGUUGACCCUGGGAGAUGGAUUAAACAUUGCUUUGUUUAUUUUGCCUUUGAUCAAUCAAGAAUUCUUUAUAUAUGUGAAGGAAGUGGUUUUGGACACCGUUUAUUCUUUUUUUAAGGCGGAAGAAUGUAUGUAUAUUUUUAAAACCACAUCAAAGAUGUGGAUCUUGGAAACGGUAGCAAAAAUCAAAAAGGAUGGCAAGCAUGGCCAGGACUUCGCAAGGCUGCAUCUGUGCCAAUCGUGUACAUGUCAAAUGUUCAGAGGUGAAAAUGGAGCUUUUUUCCAUUCACCCAGAGCACGGCGUCUGGGUACAUCGGAUUUAACACAUUUAAAAAAAAAUAGAGAUGUGACAAGAGAGGGGAUGACAGGCGGAAUGUGGAGGAAAGAGGACGAGAGGCAUGCAACAUUACCGGCCUCGCAUGGCUCUGGCAGCCAGCUACAGAGGAGGAAUUCACUCUGGCCAGUCCAGCCAGUGGAACAGCAUGCUUUCACAGAUACAGGCCUAAAAACAGAUACUACCAACAGGGAUAUAUAUACACACAUAUGCUUAAUGCAAAAGUCCCUCAUUGCAACAAAUAUAUCUUGACAAGUCAAAGCAUCUUAAAGAGGAAUUAUUUUACACGUUUUUCAAUCAAAUACAGCUAUUUUUAUGUAUCAGUUAACCUAAAUGUCUUCUUACAUGGAAUAUUGGUAAUGGUAAAGUAAUGGUAAAUCUGAAAUUUGAAGUUAGAGAACACCCUGUAUGUACCCAUUUUGCCAUUAAGGCCAUUUUUUUAUGUUUUAGGCCACAAACUUAAUCUCGGAACUAUCAUAAUGCAAUGUCUUCAGCAUCAGGCAGCAUAUUCAUAGUUAUUUUGUGUAUGAGCUUCUAUGAGGGAGCUUUUAGAUUCUUAAACUCUUCAGACUUCUGGUUCUUAUCACUAGCAUUGUAAACAAUAGUGAUAUUUCUGCAUCAAAACCACAAAUGAUUUAAUUAUUUAGAAAUUUAGAAAAAUCUAUGAAACCCUUUAAAAUUUAGCCAUUAUGUCUAAUAUUUCUUAUUAUGAGCCCGUUGUAAGAAUAUUAGGUCAUUCUUUUAACUUAUUUCAAGUAGGCCUUUCUCAGUUACAACAUAACUGCCUGAUCACAAUUAUCUGGGCCGAUCGUAAUCAUUUCAGCUGAACGCAGUUAUUUUCCAGUUGUCGUAUGUUUACGUUGCAACAAACAGAAUGUGAAAUUGUUGUAUUUUCAUAUGUUGGUUAGAUCUAAAUAAAAAAAAGAAGAAAGCAAAUUUAUCGUAACACCUUUAUAGACCAGCAGUGAGUAUCUUUUGAACUCUAUGUCUGUUGUUAGUUCAGAGCUAAACAGCUCAGGAAGCUAGAUAGCUAAGCAGUUGUCUACUUGAGGUAUGUACUUUAAAUAAUUGCAUAUAAUGAGGAAAAGAAAACAAUCAAACAGUUCAUCACAAUUAGUUAUAUGGUAAUUAACAGGCUGCUAAAAUGUCACGAUUAUCACAGGUUUCAUUUUAAGUUUUACUUAUUUCAUGAUGUUAUUCCAUGUUUUAGUAAUUUUUUUUUGGAUUUCUUCUUACAACAAACCCAUAAUAACAAAUUUUUAGAUAUAGAUUGACUACAUUGAGAAUGCUUUGACAUGCCAAGAUAUUACUUUUUGCAGUGCUUGCAAGACACCGUAAGGCAGAGAUGCAGGUGCAUGCUGGGAUAUGUUGAUCCUUCCAUUAAGUCCUCACAGACUCUUCUAUAAAUCAAGUGCACCAACAUGUUUACUUUCCCGCUCCAGCACAAAUCAUGUACUCCCACUUCCAUGCACUGGGCCUACUUUCUGAAAGCAGACACGACUAAUUCACACAAACACAGGCUCGCGCCCUCACACGACCGGCUGUUGGUCUUUAUCUGUGAUAAAUAUAAAAAAAAAAUUUAAAAAAAACUUGCUCCUCGCUCUUUGGUCCAUGUGUGGUCAAAGUCCUAGGAAAGGUUAAACAAACAGGGUGCUUCAUUGUUUAAAUGUCACACACCCGCCGUGCUUUGUUUUUUUCUUAAGCUGCGCACAAGCGCACAUGUAGAAACACAUUGUCACAUGGAUGUGGAUGUUAUUCCAUCUCUCUCUUUUUCUUUUAGUCUGUUUGGUUAUACCUGUGUAUAUAUACAGCUGUAUGCUAUUUAAUUCUUUCAUUUGUCUCAUAUAUUGGGAGUGAAUGUAUAGCAGUCCAGUCACCUCCAACCUUCUGACUGAGGCUUUGUAUGCUCUGUGUGGCAGAUUCAUAAAUUGUCCUGUCCAUGCUCCUUAAAUGCAUCCUUUCAUGGCUGAUGCUGGGUCGGACAAUCUUUGCAGAACUCUGACAAAAAUUCCAUUCAACCCAAUGGGAAUAAGUAGUAAACAACUUGUCAAAACACUUACACUUAGGGUGUGUUAUUAAUUUCCAAUGGUUUAUUUUGUAUACACUGGCCUCAAAAAUGUAUCUGGACAUUUGUGCCAUAAGUAUUACGUUCAAUGUGAUAGAAAAAAGAAAAUGUCAAACCAAGUUGCAUUUAUUUUAAGUGUACUGUUCCAAGACUAUCAUUUUCUUAUUGUUUGAGCAAUUUCUUUGCAAUUUUAUUAUUGUUUGAGAUAUUUCUGCUGCAGGUUUGCACUUCAAAGUUCAUGAGCCCAUCAGUGAACACAAGCUCAGCGACACCAUUGUAAGAAAAUGAGCCCAGGACUUUUACGCUUUCCACCUCUGUGGUUUGCAUUACUCUUAGUGCAGUCUGGUUGGAAUUCUUCUCCACACAAACAGUCAACCCUCAGUCUGAUGUUGUUCUGAAAGUGUUCCUGAAAGAAAUACUAUUUUGUUUGCGUUUUACAAAGUACCCUAAAGAACUUCACUGGGCAAACAGUUAAAGUGUCCAAAUACAUUUGGAGGUCACUAACAGGUCACUCUUAGGGCAGAUCUGUGAUUUUUUUUGUCAUGUAAUGACCUUACAUAAGGCUAACAAAGAUAUAAACAAAGAUCUAAAUAUCUCAUUAGGUUUAAUGGGCUCAGUGUUCUGUAAAGCUUAUCCAACCUCAACAGUUGCUACGAAGGAGCACAUUUGUGGGUGGAGCACUGAGAGGUCAGUUAGCCUCCUGCUCAAGUCAAAGGUUUAAAGGAUAUUGUGUGAGCAAAGGAUGACUGUAAACAAGAGGAAAACUGAACAGCUCAGUGAAGGCCAGCCAGCAUCUCUGCCAAUACAUGUCAUUUGAUGGACAAGAAAGCAGGGGUGCGGCCAUAACUUUCCAGUUUGAAUGGCCAAAAGCAUUAAGUCCAGCCACAAUGGUGGCUGAACAAAAGGCCUAGUUGGACCUCUCUGUAAAAUGUAAAUGGGUUAUUUUUCUUCCCCUCCUCACCGGACUCCAGCCCUUCAGCUUUCUCUGAUAAAGCCACUAUUCCACAGGGGCCUGUACCAAUACACAAUGCACACAGUUGGAGGUAUUUGCCUUCCUUUCCUGUGGACUCUGCUACGAGCCAUGCUAGACAUUGUAUAUAAAUCACUGACUCCAUCCGUCAAGUGCAGGAGUCCAGUCUGGCUCGACAUGUUGGAAAGGGCAAACACGCACCAUCAGCAAGACAUAUUGUGCAACAGGCAUUAACCAUUAGACUCAGUAUGAUGAAGAAUGUCACUCAUCAUAGAUGCCACCUCUACGCUGGUUUGAGUGUGUUACCAGGUAAGGCUGUCGGAUAAAUCCUCUCCAAUUUAUUCCUGUGUAUUACAAAUGAGUUUGCAGAGUUUGAAUGCAGACUUCCACAGCUUUAAAAAUGUGCUAUGAUGAAUACCACUAGUGCUCUAUAAGAACUGUAAUCCUUGCGCCUGGUUUUUUGUAUAAGCUGACUUUCUUGUUCAGUUGUAAAAGAGAGUUGGCAAAUUCAUGUACGCAACAGGCCAGAAGUAUGGAAGCAAGCAGUUUCAAAAAUAUUUUACAGUGAAGUUAGUUUGCUUACAACCAAUGCAGCAUACAUUUACCAAAGACAUUUUUCCAAAAUAUUCCACUGGGUUUCAGUGAUAUACUCCUACUCCAACAUACUCUAUUGGAAAUACCUUCAUUCUAUGUUAAUCAUUCUCUCAUAUAUUGUCUAUUUUUGAAUAAUUUACAAACUCGUAAUUUAACACACCUGAUUCAGUUUGUCAGGCCUUCAGAUCAUAAUUAUGUUUCAUGUCUGGGUUGUGCUUUGGCCAAGCUCCGUUUGCACUUUUCAUAAACUUUUCGGUGUGAUAAGGUGAAUACCGAUUUCACCUUCCUGCAUAAAAAGCACUUCAGCACAUACAUUGUUUUCAUUUAUUUCCAUUUGAUUUUUUACCCGUUAUAAUCAUAAAGCUUGUGCAAGAAGGCACUCUGUUCUGUGAUAACUCCAGCCUCGCUUAUCCCCCAUCCAAGGGUGAAUCAUGGUCUCAUAGUGGCCCCACCUCCACAUUGUGACAACAAUGUAAAAACUAACAUUAAUAAACAGCUCUUGUAUAUGUCAACAACAUGAACAAACAAAAGGCCUUGUAGUUUGAGGUCCCCUGAGUCCCCUGGCAAUCCAAGGGCCCCGGGGUCUGGCCCCACUGAUCAGUAAUCCAUCCCUGUCUCUGUCUUGCACCCCCUUGUCUAUCCUCUAACCUGCUAGUCAGCACUCAGCAGACGCUUUUCUGCUCCCAUAAUUGUAUGCGGAUAUAGAGCUCACACUUAAGGUACACUCAUCUUAAAUGUAGUCAAGAUACACCUCCAAAUGUAGUUUGAGUGAUCUGAUCGUAGUCCGAUCGCAAUGCUGUGUUUACACCUUAUGUUUCAUGAAAUCCGGUCAAAUCCGAAUGUGAUCCGAUCACUGACAACACAUUGCAAUGUUGUAAACAGCCUUAGUCAAACGUUUUGGUCAAACACAGAUGUGCCAUAAAUCUCUAAUUUUGAAAAAAGAACAGUGUUUCUAGUUGUUGCUUCCAAACCUUUGGUCUGUAUUAGUUUAAAGGGACACCUUCAAUGUUAGGAGGCUUUCAGCUUCAGAUUAAACUGGAUAAUAUGUACAGAUACAAACAGAGGUUCUUUAAACUGUAGAAAGAUUCUUCACAUUCACGGAUCUUGUUUAAGAAUGGUUCUUUGAACAAAACAAAAACAAAAAACAUCCACUAAAAGGUUUUUUUAAGGCAACUGUUUUCAAACUGGUGCUCAAGGCCCCACAUAAGACCCACAUUUCUGCUCUCACCCAUCUCUCAGUAUGUAGGGAUAGAGAAAAAAUGUGAACUGUCUGAGAGGCCAUGAGAUCCCAAAACAGGUUCUUCUAUGGCAUUGGCAGUCCCUGAGAGGGGGGGGGGGCUUUCCAUAACAGCACUGUGGAACGCUAGCUAGUUUCUGUUAACACCCUCGGAAUUCCACUACAAAUAACCGAACACAAACCUCUAACCCCAGUUUGUUAUCGCACAGUAUCCCCUUCUGCUCUGAAGUCUUACUGGGACUCCUCAGGCAUUUGCCUGUGGAAAUUUGGCCAUCUGUCUAUACAGUAUGGGUAACAUGGACGCAUGGACAGGGUAGAGAAUAUAGUGCAGAAUAUUCCUUGGCUCCAGUUGAAUUCCAGAAGGGCUCGCCUUCCCAACAGUGUGGAACCAAAUGUGAAAAAGGUGGAAAUAAUAUUUCUCAAAGUGAAUGUGUACGUGUGUAUUUCUUAAAAGAUGAUUGUACAAACAAUGGAUGUAAUGCAUAAAAUGCCCAGCGUUGAAAUGAAAUUGAACUGUGUGUGUUCUUUCCUGAGAGCAGACUGUAUUGUGGUGAAGAGUCUAAUGUAGUCAGAACCCAGUGAGCAAUACUGAACAAAAGGGCUAUUGUUUUUCUUUUUCUGCCCAGAGCUAUGUAAGUGCAUUUUUGUACCCUUUAAAAGGUCUGUAAAUCACUAAUCUGUCGGUCUGGGUUUUCCUUUGAUGAAAGAUAACAUGCACUGUUUACCACUGUUGUUUUCUCACUGUAAAAAUGUACAAAUGUCUGGUGGUUUAUCUUAACUGUAAAAAAAGAAAUUUUCUUGAUCUGUCAUUUGCGUUUUUGAGGGUUUUUUGUUAAGUGUUAUUUCUAACAAUUAAAAUGCUUGUCUUCCAGCAGAGAGUCACUGGUGUGUUGA